ACAAUUUUAUCGAAAACGGGACAUGUAUAACGUGUUCGUCAUAGGCUGAAAAACUUGGAAGACGAGCGCCAUCGUAAACUGGAGAAAUUGCGGGGGUGGGAUAGAGAUAUGGCUGAUGCAGUCGUGUGGCUUCGUAACCACCAGGACAAGUUCAAGAUGGAGGUGUUUGAGCCCCCCAUGAUAUGUUGCACCGUUCCGGAUCGACGCUAUACCGAUGCUAUAGAGGCAUGCUUUAAUCAGGAUCAGCUCAAGAUCCUUGUUACGCAAUGCGAGGAAGAUUAUGCUGCCCUCAAUAACUACUUGAAUGACAGUGAACAAGCCGGGCUCCGAAAGGGCGCGCGUAUCAACAUCUGGUUCAGACCCAAGGUGGACCUGAUCCCUCCUCCCAUGAAUGAGGCAGAGUUGAAGGCACUUGGUUUUGAUGAUUAUGCGAUCAACAAGAUUGAGUGCCCUGACGGCCUUCUGUGGUUUCUCACGCGAGAGGUCAAUUUGCAUCGCACCGCUAUUGGUUUGGAUGCUUCUAAGGUCGAUGUAAACGCUGCCAUGGAAGCUGUUUCUCGAGAUGGUGGCGGGGCAAAGUUCAUCGCGGGAAGGGUGAUGAACACGGUUUCACGAUCUCGGUAUGGAAAACGAGCAGCUGCGAACAUGACGAAGGACCUCCGUCCAGCUCGGAAUCUUGUCAACAGCACGAGUAGGUGGUUCGUCAUUGCACCUUCUUGUGGAGUAUAUUUACAGGGAUGCAGUCGACCCUGAGAUCAAAAAGAGACUCGAUCAGACUAUCCAGGAGGCCAGGCAGGCUCUUGAAGUCAUCAACGAAGAUGCAAAUAACCUCGCGGCAGAGGAGCGUGAGAUCAGGUCCGAGGAAGCACGUUUCAAGAAGACAUUUGUAUGUCAUUUUUGUACUGGUUGGAA
Molecule: messenger RNA, 912 nt
Organism: Suillus fuscotomentosus
Lineage: Eukaryota; Fungi; Basidiomycota; Agaricomycetes; Boletales; Suillaceae
Exons: 4
Coding region: 109-753 (214 amino acids)
Biological process (GO): double-strand break repair via homologous recombination
Cellular component (GO): Smc5-Smc6 complex
Molecular function (GO): ATP hydrolysis activity; ATP binding
Source: RefSeq, a predicted model, not a curated record